AUGUCUACCGACUGGUCUAUUGCCUUUAAGCCAAUUCUCGACCUUCACUCUAAGGCCAUUUUUGCUGCAGGUUCCUCAUCUGUUGGAAAGCCUGUGGUGAGGAAGAUUCGGAGGGCCAUACUAGCUGCUCAAGACGAGCAAGAGGAACCCAUUGCCUUGCCUACUUCCUUGAAAAAGGCAAUAAAAGAAUACUAUGCCAAAAGUCUCAAAGACAAGGAAGAGGCAGACGAACGUGAGGCAGCGAGUCGCCCAAGAGAACCAUCUUUCUAUAAGAAACCCCUGUCUGAGUGGGACGUAGCACAGAAAUUAUUUAAGCAGGAGAUCGACUCAUAUGACAAGGCCCAACAACAGAGUAAAGGCUUGGAGUAUUCAAUCAAGUACCGCACUGGGAAUGCCAGGGAGUGGUUCAACAACAUGACACCUUCACAACAGCAGGAGGUCAAGUUUGCCAUGAAGAAAUGGAAUGAGGAGGGGGCGCCAGAAGAAACUCAGGCAAUAUAUCGUAAGAAUAACCUCAAGAAAACUCUGGAAGAUUUUGCAGAGCAAAUUCGGCGCACCAUGGGUUGUCGCAUAGUAAUGCUUGUUAAUCAUAAGAAAAAAGCUAGUCAGACAUUGUCCGUCAGUCUACACGAAACUAUGCCUCAGAAUGCCAAGAAAAAAUUUUCUGUGAGCUCGAGUGGUAUCAAGGAGUGGGCUGCAAAUGGAUUUGAAUCCUUUGGAGAAUGGUCUAAGACUGAAUUUUACCCUUCAGAGGAUUCAGACCAUGCGGCUUCAGACUGUGAGGAUGGACCUGUCUUACCUGAAAUCAUAGUAGAUGAUGAGGGGUAUGCAAAACUUCCUCUUCGUGAUGGUAUUGGCCUCAAGGGCCAACAUGAAUUGAUUAGAAGUAUCUUUCAUACUUCAUACAAAGUCUGCACAGGUGGCUCUAGACCUGUACCUUGGGGCGUGAUAACUGCCAGCCCGUCCAAUUAUUUGGAACCUGGUUCAGUUCCCACAGGAUUUGUGGUCAAAGACCCUUCUCAUAUGAAGACAGAGGAGCUAGUUGUCUUUAUUAAGGCCAAGGAUGCUGAUAUUCGGGUCACUGGGAAGUCCAAGACGAAAGUAGUGAGCACCCUAGACUUAGAUGAAGAAGAUCAAGGCCGGCCGGCUCCAUUUGCCUCUCAUUUCACAGAACGUACAACACAGCCGGCCGCUCAUGAGACAACACCAGAUGAUGUUGCCAUCAAUGACCGAUACACAUUUUUAGAAACCCUUAGCAAGAAUGAAAACUACUUGGAGCUUGUGGACGCCACUAGGGACCUGGCAAUAUUAGCCAAACAGAAUCCAAUUUCAGAGCGACACCAAGAUUUGCCUACCUGGGCUGACUGGUCUUGGAGCGAAAAUUAUCUUUCCGAGGACAUUCACACCUCAUAUGCGACAUUGAUGGCUAGCUUAAACAAGCUACAGACCUGUCCAAUCUCAGGGCCAUCAUCGGCAAUGCCAGUAAUACUAGGAAUUGGGCUCCUCUAUAGGGAGUCUAAGCGUGUGAUAGAGUAUGAGGAAGACGAGGCUGAUCCCAAUACCCCUUUCUACCUACCUCAUUCUGCUAUUGAUCUACAGUUCUUGGUCGCUCUGGAUGAGGCUGUCCGGGAAGUCUUAUUCUCAGUUGUUGGUCAGAUUGAGAGGCUGAACAAAGAGGGACUCAGUGACGAGGUUGAGGAUGAGGAGAUGAGGAUGGUGGUAGAGAAGGAAAGGCAUGAGGUUGAGGAGAAGGAUGUUGAGUCAGAGGAGAAUGUAGUUGGGGGAGAAGAACAGCAGGACGAACUUCUGUUGGACAAGCCGGUCCUUGCUGUAGUUGAUGCUACACCACGUCCAGUUCGUCAGCCAAUCAUCAUCCCCCAGCGCCGAGUGCCUCAUGGUUUUUUUGACGACAUACCACAUCGGGCUCACCACGCAUCGCAUCCAAGCACCCUUCGUGACCGACUUUCCUCUUUAUUCCACACCGACGCCCACGAUACGUCUUCACGACCCCGCCCUUUCCACUGGGUUCGAAGUCGUCUCUCUGGGAGACCAACCGGUGAAGACAUCGGGCUUCACGGGCAUCCCUCAGCAGUAGUCGAUGUUCCGUAUGCUAAGGGCAAACGUAGGAAUGCAUCGGCAAGAGAAAGACGGAUGAAAAUACCUCCGUUGAAACCUGGGAACACUGCCGCAAGCACCUCACGUCCUCCCAACAGCAAUACCACACAACACUCUAAUAGCGCGUCUCAAGCCCAGUCUUCGCAAGCACAGGCUGCUGUCUCCCCUUCCACCGCACCUCCCGCCGUCACUCAUACAUUUUCAAGCGCUAAUCCUCAUGUAACAAUAAGACAUGCUGGACGCUGGACUCGCUUCUGGCUUCUUAUUUGUUGCACCUCUACUGAGUAUACCCAUGAUCAUCAGUAAUGUAU
Suillus plorans is the source of this 2426-nucleotide messenger RNA. RefSeq lists its product as uncharacterized. Bases 1 to 2421 code for a protein of 806 amino acids. The record is from RefSeq and is a predicted model, not a curated record. Lineage: Eukaryota; Fungi; Basidiomycota; Agaricomycetes; Boletales; Suillaceae. The transcript is spliced from 12 exons.